This is a messenger RNA of Cherax quadricarinatus, 1354 nucleotides long. The record is from RefSeq and is a predicted model, not a curated record. Lineage: Eukaryota; Metazoa; Arthropoda; Malacostraca; Decapoda; Parastacidae.
AUGACUUCAGCAAGAAUAAAGAUAAAUGAAAUUAGAUUUCUGGUUUGUGUAGUCUUACCCGUGCUCCUGGAGCGGGGUCGAGGUUCUGACCAGAGCUUUGAUCCGGCUAUAGCAAUUGACAUGCCGAUUUGGGAACACCCUGAAGACGUGAUCGACUCCUCCCUCGUGUCGGAAACAGCAGCAGGAUUCCAGCAGCAAGACGGUGGCCACUACUAUCACUACCAGCAGCACCACCAACACUACCAACAAGACGACAGAAGCCAUGACCACGACGCACAAGCGGCACCACUAAUUGACGUCGAUCAAGCAGUGGUGCUGAUUGAUGGAGUGAGGGAGGAUGAAGAGGAAGAAGAUGAUGAUGAACGAUCGCCACUAUUAGGUGGUAAUGAAUGUGAUGGUGUUGCAGGACUGUCAUUACCUCUCAACAUGUCCAGAAGAGCAUCGUCUCAUAUCGGGCUGUUGAUGGAGAAUGGUGAGACACAUCAGAGCAUGGAGACCACUGUUGCUAAUUUCCUCCGUUCCAAGUCUGAUUCCUGUCACCUGGCUUCUACCCUCACCACCUCCAGCCCAGGAGACACUGACCGCUUGCUGGACGGUGCUGAGACUAUGAUGACCACUGAUCCAGAGCUCCGAGACGUCGCUAACCACUUCGUUACCGAGAUACUCACUCGAGCUCAACUCGAAGCCAGUAAAAAGCUCCCCACCACCACGGACAAGGUUGUGCUUGACGCUGACAAGCUCAAGUCAGACGAGAGACUGAUGGAAGUGGUCCGCAGGUUCGUGUCCGACAUUAUGACCAAAGCCAAGGCUGAAGCCUGGGACAGUAUGCGGCAAAUACAAACUAAUAACAAUAACGUACUGACAGUCAAGGUAGGAUCACCUUUCUUAUAUGCACGGAAUCAAUCCUGAUUUUAAUCCUGCAUCUUGCAUUGCCCGAGAGGCAAUAUCCACCAUAUUUUGCAUCUUGCAACCUCAAGCGAUAUUUUUGUAAUCUUACCACGCACCUGGGUGAUUUUACCGUUUUCUUUUUUUGGGUUCCAAUGUGGCCAUAAGCCGAAAAAUAUAGCAAUAGAUUUUUUUUAUCUUAAGAAUUCACAUAAAUGAGACUUUUUCAAGUGUUUGAUUAAGUUUCUUGUAGGUAAAACUUUGUAAUAAUUAAAUGGUCUCUUGUCUGCCUUUCUAAAUCAUAUUACAUUGGACCCUCGAAUUUCGUAAUCCAUUUUCUGUGUGUAAAACUAUAGUUAUACUCUAUAAAAUUUAUUUUUUCUUUAUAUUUCCCAUAAGAAAAAAUGUAAAUCCAAUAAAUCCAUUCCAAACACCCAAAAAUAUUAACAAAAAACAAAUUUUAUGGAGA